Messenger RNA from Xenopus laevis (African clawed frog), 1546 nucleotides. RefSeq names its product adenosine receptor A3-like (gene adora3.L). The transcript has 2 exons. Lineage: Eukaryota; Metazoa; Chordata; Amphibia; Anura; Pipidae. The record is from RefSeq and is a predicted model, not a curated record. The coding region runs from base 569 to 1546 and encodes 325 amino acids.
UAUGUACUGCAAAAUCUGUACAAGAUCUACUAUUACACCAGCAGAAGCUCUACAAGAAGAUCACGAUUCACCUAUUGGCAACACCAACUGCUACUCUGCACUACCUUUGUGUUACAGUAGUCAGAACUGAAAAGGUAAGUGGUAUCUUUGGGAACACAGCCCACGUCCAUAUGUUCCCCAAUCAGCAACUGAGUAAAAUCAGCAGCUUCAUCUCUGAGAUAUCACAAAUAGCCAAAAGGAAGUAGCGGACACCACUCUGUCAUAUAACUAUCAUUGUAAAGGCAGGAAGAAACAAGUUCUGAACAAAGGUACAAUCUUUUUUAACUAGUGUAUUGUCUGUAUUACAAUAACAAUGUACUUAUUAUUUAUGUAUCUCUACCAUGAUGCCGUUUGUUUAUCUCUAUCUCUUUCCUUUUUUUUUUAUUUUUUGUAGAUUCAAUUUAUUGUGGACUGAGAGAAGUUAUAAGAGUUCACUGAAAUACUGAAAAUUAACAAUAUUCUUGAAGAACUCCACUUAACUUUUUAUCUGCACAUCAGACUUUGCAUCCGUCUGCUUUAUAUAACAGAUAUGGGUAAUGAGACAGCCGAAAGCUUGAAUACCAUCUACAUAGCAACAGAAUCAUUAAUUGGAGCCAUAGCUGUUUUGGGUAACACUCUGGUAAUAUGGGCUGUAAGGCUCAACCCAGCUCUUCAAGAUACCACGUUUUACUUUGUUGUUUCUUUAGCAAUAGCAGAUUUUGUAGUGGGAGUCUUAGUUAUGCCACUGGCUGUUAUUUUGAAUAUGGAAACACAAAUGCACUUCCAUGUCUGCCUGUAUGUGUGCUGCUCAAUUAUCAUUCUGACUAAUGCAUCUAUUCUGUCCUUACUGGCAAUAUCAGUUGACAGAUAUCUAAGAAUAAGAAUACCAACCAGGUACAGAACUGUGGUUACAAAAAAGAGAGUUUUUAUCUGUAUUUUUUUCUUCUGGAUUCUGUCUGUCCUUGGUGCUCUGCUUCCAAUGUUUGGAUGGAACAAUAGAUCAAACCUUGAAGAGAAAGAAAGAGAUUAUCUGAGGUGUGAAUUCAUCAAAGUCAUGAGCUUGGACUUUCUGGUUUAUUUCUGCUUUUUUGGUUGGGUUGUUAUCCCAUUAUUUUUAAUGGUGGGUUUGUACACACAGAUUUUCUCCCUUAUUCAGAAGCACAUGAGACACAACAUCAACAUUAACCAAGGAAAACAGAACUACUACAGCAAAGAACAUAAAACAGCAAGAUCUUUAGAUUUGGUCAUGUUUCUUUUUGUUAUAUGUUGGCUGCCCAUAUCCAUUGUAAACUGUAUAAGCUAUUUUUAUCCCAGUGUUGCAGAAAAUACAGCAUUCCAACCGGCUGUUUUACUAACCAUUUUGUUAUCUCAUCUUAACUCAGCUAUGAAUCCCAUUGUGUAUGCCUUCAAAAUAAGGAAGUUUAAAUACACAUUCAUCAAUAUUAUAAACAUGCACAUCCUCUGCAAGGCUGAGGUUACUGAAAGUUCUAGUGCUGACCUCACGUUGGAAAAUAUAAUGCCAAAAUAG